GUCUUCCGGGGAGUGGUGAAGUGGAGCUGGAGGCAUGCACCAGGGGAAGGGGAGAGAUGAGUAUCUGAGCAGCUGUAGGAAGGCACACAGCUGGGGGAAGGGAGUGGAGAUGACCAGGGGUUCCUGCUGAUAGCCUCCUGUGGGACGUUGUGUAAGACUUUAACUCCAUCAGAUGAGACUCGGCGUGUGUGACAUGUUCCCCUUCCUCUUACUGUGAUCGCUGUGUGUGAUAUCAUUGAUCUUACGAGUCCAAAGGAGAUGGAGCGCAGAGAGCUGUCCAACUGAGAGUCGAACUGGUCCCUGAAAGAGCACCUGUGGUGGUUGAAGAGAAGAAUGAAAUCCCACUGACUGGAACUGUGGUUACAUCUUUGAAUUAUCUGAAGCCAACGACCCUGCACCCGCUGGCCACCAUGAACGCCUCAAUCCUGCAGCUCGCGAACAACACCCCACUCUGCUUCACCAAGAACAGUCCUCCAUUCAACUACACCAUGCCCAUCGCCUCAGCCUACUACUCAUCUAUCUUCAUGAUGCUGGGCCUCACCUCUAAUCUCAUCGCCUUUGUAGUUCUCGUCAAGUCCUUCCAGCGGACGCAGAGCCGCUCUCGCUCCUUCUUUCUGAUCUUCCUCGGUGGAUUGGUGUUCACUGACUUAAUGGGUCUCCUGGUCACAGGCUGCAUUGUGGUCUCAUUCCAUGUUACUCACUUUAAUUGGCGCAAUUUAGACCCAAACUGCCAUUUCUGCAACUUCAUGGGUAUGUCCAUGGUGUUCUAUGGACUGUGCCCGCUGCUGCUUGGCGCCACCAUGGCAGUGGAGCGUUUCAUUGGCAUCAAUCGGCCGUUUGCACGCGCCUCCAGCGCGACCAAGAGCCGGACAAUCUCCAUUUUGUUGCUGGUUUGGUUUUUCGCUGGCUGCAUUGCGUUGCUGCCCCUUACAGGCGUCGGGGCCUACCACUUGCAGAUGCCGGGCUCCUGGUGUUUUUUAAACAUCAGCUCAAAGGGAAAUGACCUGAUCUUCUCCCUGAUCUUCUCAUUGACUGGGUUGAUGUGCAUAGCUGUGUCAUUUUUGCUGAACACGAUAAGCGUGGUGACUCUGAUCAAGGUGUGCUGCGGACAGGACAGGUGCCAGCGGCGCCGAGAUCACGAAGUGGAGAUGAUGGUUCAGCUCAUCCUGAUCAUGGUGAUCGGUUCUAGCUGCUGGUGCCCACUCCUGAUCUUUAUUGCAAAAACUGUGCUGUCUGGAGGCCCACUCCAGGUCAAGUACCUACUGCUGUGGCUGCGCUUCGCCACCGGAAACCAGAUCCUGGAUCCCUGGGUUUACAUCCUGUUUCGCAGGGCGGUUCUCAAGAGAAUCUACCCUCGCCUUGACUGGUCCCGGGGCUCCAUCAUGACCUUGUACCCAUCUCUCAGAGACACCGUGCGCAGGUUUACACGUUCUUCAAUCGCUAGCACCGUGGGAUCGAAUGAAACGGAAGAGGUGGGAAAAUUAAAUGGGACUCCGCCAUCUACCUUGAAGCCGCCGCCUCCUUCUCCGUGAUUGGUUGGAUUUUGAAUUGUUGUUACAGCAGAAUGUGAGAAAUCAUGUUGAAGAUAAUGCCUAUUAUCUGAAAGGAUUGUGCUAUCUCAUACCAUUGAAAUUCUUUCAGUAUUAAUAACGACACUUUAAUUCACGGCCAAGUAUCAUGAUCAAGCCUGUAAGGAACAACUGAAGCUUACUGCAAGCAUCCCACUUUUCAGGCACAGUGUCGCCAAGUGUUUUUAUGCUGUUUGAGUUUAAAAAAUUUUAUUGAUGCAGUCUGUGGUCUUUGUUUUCAUGUGAUUCUUGUGCGAUGUUAUUCCUUUUAUACAUAUUUACAUGAUGAUGCCAAUGAGGAAUUAUUCACAGUUUUCAGGCUCAUGCUCGAUGUGGUCGUGUUCUUCCUUUCCUGAAAGUAUUUUGGGGGGAAACCCUUGAAUCUUCAGCCUAUUGGUGGAGCCGGUGAAUCCAGAGACCAUCAGACUGAAAACAAACUUCUGAUGAAUGUUUUCAUUCAGAGUGAACUAUCUCAAUGUUAGCCUGGUGCCUCGUGCACAAUUUUCAUUUUACUUUCAACUGUAACUACUAUAUAUCUGUGUUUUAUUUACAAUGGAAAUACUCUAACAUCAUGUGUAAUAGGAUUUAACGUGCUUCCACAUUAUUAAGAUAACUUCUGAACAUUAAAAACCUGGGCAUGAUCAGUUGCUAAUAUUUCCAAACUUGACAUGUACACAAAACUCCCAUACUGUUUGUCUGUCAUACACCACAUGGACAUAUACAAGUUUGCCAGACGAAGAAAAAUGAGACCAUUAAAAUACAGUAUUAUAAUGUCAAUAAAUGAAAAUGCAACAGUAUUUCAAAUAUAUUAUAUCUGGUUUUAAUACUGUGGCUGAUCAUCACUGUGUGAUAGUGAUAGAAGUGUGUCCACUGCUUACUGCUUAGAGUUUGGUUUUCCUACAGUUUUCAUAUUCAGUGAAUUGUUAGUUUUACGUGAAUGGAAAUUAAUUUGUGCUGCUCAAACAAAUGAAAAGUGCCAUUUGAAAAAAGUAGUAAGUGAGCAAAGUGAAGUGUAAAUGUACAUAAGGGCAUGUCUGUAGCUUUUGUAAUUUGGGUGAACUGUACUUGUCUGCCGUACGUGAAUAAUAUGGAAUGUUAAAAUGUAUUCAAAUCCAAAAUUGAGGCAGAAAGUAUAAUUCCCUCAAAUUGUUUUUGUCAUCCUUGGUUUUAAGUGGUUUUAGGACAUUUCCAAAGACAAUAAUGUCUUAGACCCAGAGUUGGUCUAGAAUCAUGAAAAUUCUAAUAAAUAAUCUUCUAGGGAUCAAUAUUGGAGCGAGACUCAACUUUGCUUGCAAUAAAAGACAAAGACAGAUGCCUGAUAUGAACAUUGUCUUUAUAAAACCAGAAACAGCCUUUGCUUUAGUCUGCUUGGCUUCGGUCCUGUUGUGAUUCUUUCCUACAGAUCACCUCUGCAGCUCAGACUCACAAUGUUCCCCUUGUGGCAGGAUUCGUGUGUUAAGUAACUCAAACUUAAGUCUGAGGAUUUGGGGAAUAUCAUGACAAACAAUGUAUUUGUUAUACUAUUUGAUCGUUCUGUAAGAAAGCUGUGCACACUGAUCACGCAUGUUAUCUACUUUGAAUAUUGUAUUGUCACUGAUAGCAGACACCUGAACAUUCACUGAUGGUGGCUGAGACAAGUCAUGAUCUGUUUAUCAGAAACAUCCAAUAAGAAUUGAAGUAUAACUGGUGAAUGAGCUCAAAACAAAUGGAAUGUGGUUGUUUGUACAUAGAAGUAAACUCUUAUACUUAAAAACUC
Molecule: messenger RNA, 3324 nt
Organism: Limanda limanda (common dab)
Lineage: Eukaryota; Metazoa; Chordata; Actinopteri; Pleuronectiformes; Pleuronectidae
Gene: tbxa2r
Product: thromboxane A2 receptor
Exons: 3
Coding region: 411-1532 (373 amino acids)
Biological process (GO): positive regulation of cytosolic calcium ion concentration; positive regulation of vasoconstriction; positive regulation of blood pressure
Cellular component (GO): plasma membrane
Molecular function (GO): thromboxane A2 receptor activity
Source: RefSeq, a predicted model, not a curated record